CCUAGACCUUAGGGUGUCUGGUUCUAUCGCCGCCUGCUACCGCCGCGGCGGGACAGUGAAGGAGAGAGGAGAUCCGGAAGACCCAGGUGAGAGUGGACGAAUCCGAUUCGGUCUUCUUUUGCCUGGCUGAGUUGCAGAGACUACACGGUGUUCCGGACUCCCGUCCAAGAGGAGCCGCUGGCCGGGACCCGGGGCGCGCACUGACCGUCCGCCCGCUGCCAUGGCCGACCACCUGAUGCUCGCCGAGGGCUACUGCUUGCUGCAGGUGUCGCCGCACGCCCACGGCGCCCACGCGCCCCGGACUCUACAGCCAUACUCAAGCCCCGGCCUGGACAGCGGUCUGCGGCCGCGGGGAGCUCCGCUGGGACCGCCGCCGCCACCCGGGACCCUGGCAUACGGCUCCUUUGGAUCGCCGUCCUCCUUCCAGCCCUUCCCAGUCGCGCAGUCGCCAGGCGCCGGUAGCGCGCACCUGCAGCCCGCCUCCACGCCGCCCCCGGGUCGCAUCCCUGCACCCCCGGGAGUCACCGGAGGCCCCUCACCCCUGCAGCCGGCGCCCGGAGGCGCGUCCCCGCUGCCGCCGCCGCCUUCCCUGGGCUGCAUGGACGCAGAGCUCAUAGACGAGGAGGCGCUGAAGUCGCUGGAGCUCGAGCUCGGGCUGCACCGCGUGCGCGAACUGCCCGAGCUCUUCCUGGGCCAGAGCGAGUUCGACUGCUUGUCGGAUCUGGGGUCGGCGCCACCCGCCGGCUCGGUGAGCUGCUGAGAGCGACCGCCGAGACACGCGGGACUCUGCGAGCGGUGACCCGGUCCGCACGCACCCUCCGUGAGGGUAGAGGCGCCGGGUUUACUCGCCCAGACGGCUCCAGCCAGGGCUGCCUGCCUUGCCUCGAGGCCCUGCCUCCUGCCUGGUGACAGUUGGGUCUUGCUUCUCUCCCCCAAAUCUCAGAGGUCAAAAGGAGGGGACUGACCAGUCUUUGGAUUCCACGUCCUUGAAUUCUGUGCCCUUUUUCCCCGACCCCUCUCCCUAAUCUGAGCCAUUUCAGGCUUCUGCCUGACCUUGUGCUGCCCACUAACUGGAUUGGGUCUCUAGAGCCAUCUCCCUGAACCCCCACCUUCCCUGGGCCUUCAGCCUGGGGGAGGGAAGAUUUUACACCUAACCCUUGCUGAGUGGAGCAAUGCUUCUCAGUAGCCUCUAAAAUCAAAAUAAAAGUGGGUUGCUUUACA
This is a messenger RNA of Microtus oregoni (creeping vole), 1221 nucleotides long. RefSeq names its product Cbp/p300 interacting transactivator with Glu/Asp rich carboxy-terminal domain 4 (gene Cited4). Bases 221 to 760 code for a protein of 179 amino acids. The record is from RefSeq and is a predicted model, not a curated record. The transcript has a single exon. Gene Ontology annotation, biological process: regulation of DNA-templated transcription. Gene Ontology annotation, cellular component: nucleus. NCBI's taxonomy places the organism in Eukaryota, Metazoa, Chordata, Mammalia, Rodentia, Cricetidae.